AUGAUCGAGCAGGUGCUGGCUCAGAAAAAAUACAGGGAAGAAAGGCUACAGGUCUUAGUGAUGAAAAGGUCGAUGGACUCACCUUUCUUCGAAGAAAUAAGGCGGUUCCGCCCACCAGCAAACUUUGUGCAGCCCCAGUUCAAGGAGUUAUUCGACGGAAAGAGCGGCAAUCCAGUGGAACAUGUGCAACAUUUCCAAGCUUCAAUGAGUCUGUGGGGAGUUAGCGAUGAGUUGUUGUGCAGAACCUUUCCUGUGAAACUGACAGGUAAAACUUUGACUUGGUUCUCACAAUUGGAAUCAAAUUCAAUUGCGAACUUUGGGAUGUUGUUAGACGCAUUUUUCGAGCAAUAUAAGAUCAAUCUGGGAAGCAAAAAAGGUAGCAGUCACUUAUUUGGAUUGCAUCAAGAAACAAAUGAAAGUCUGGCAGCUUUCAACCAACGGUUUCGCCAAAAAGUUGGAAAAGUCGGCACGGUUGAUGCUGGGAUCAUCAUUGAAGCAUACAAGAAUGCCUUGCCUUAUGACGAAUUCGGGAUAUUCAAUUCCUUAACCGUGCAACCGGCAGGAAACCUCAAAGAAUUAUAUGCAAGGGCAGAUAGCUAUGCAAGGGCAGCAAAGGAAAAAAGAGCAAAGUUGUCACUGACGAAGGGGACAACAGAAAUUUCAUCCAAAGUGAGACAUCAUCUGGAUGACGACUCCAAGAAGAAAAAUCGUGAGGGUUCGGAAGGCCUUACUGGAUAA
This is a messenger RNA of Papaver somniferum (opium poppy), 738 nucleotides long. RefSeq lists its product as uncharacterized. The transcript has a single exon. Lineage: Eukaryota; Viridiplantae; Streptophyta; Magnoliopsida; Ranunculales; Papaveraceae. Bases 1 to 738 code for a protein of 245 amino acids. The record is from RefSeq and is a predicted model, not a curated record.